This is a messenger RNA of Apis laboriosa (Himalayan honeybee), 3456 nucleotides long. Its product is annotated as RIB43A-like with coiled-coils protein 1. Lineage: Eukaryota; Metazoa; Arthropoda; Insecta; Hymenoptera; Apidae. The transcript is spliced from 7 exons. The coding region runs from base 2227 to 3318 and encodes 363 amino acids. The record is from RefSeq and is a predicted model, not a curated record.
AUUUUCUCCUUUUCUUUUCUGAUGUAAUGGACUGAUGAAUUUACGAAUGUUGAGUAGGUGUUUUAAUUUUUUAUUUAAAUCGUUUUUAAUACUUAUUGAAAGAGAGAAAUUUUUUUUCUUUCAACGUAGGUUUGAUUUUUUAUUUGAGAGAUAAUGGCGUAUAUAUGUACAUACGUUUUCGUUUGAUUCAUGUAUGUUUCAUAAGAUACAAAAAAAUGCAAUGAAUACAUAUGUGUAUAUUUUUUGUUUAUAUUUUUCUCAGGUUUUUCAAAAUAUUUUUUAAUAUUAUUUGCUUCGUACAAUAUCCGUCAAAAUAUAUCGUUGAGUAGUAAAAAAUAAUUAUCUUUUCCUGACGAAUUAAUAAAUUCUUGAAGAGGUUAAAGUUCUUCGAUUGUUUUAAUGAAAAAUUCAAUGCGAAUUUUAAGAAUUUAUUUUAAGACGCAAAAGACCAGUUUCUUAAUCUCUUAACUCUAAAAAAAAAUUUAUUUAUGACGCACAGCACUCCAAAUCAAAUGAUCAUUAAAUCCAUAUAAAUUAAUAUCAAUUAUAUAUAUAUAUAAUAUUAUUCAAAAGAAAAAAAGGGAAGUACAAAUUUUUUUUAUUUUCAAUUUGUUUAUUUUCAAUUUUAUUUUCAACGAUUAUUCAAACAAAACUCGUAGAUGUUUCAUUAAGAGCUUUUGUAUCAUAAGAUCGGAUUGACGAGAAGUCAAUUUAAUCAAAUAUCUUCCCCUCUUUCCAUAGAUACAAAAUUGAAUUUCACGAUUGGUUCGUCCAGUUUUACCGUAUAUUUUUGGUAUCGUGUUAUCUUAUAGACAGAUAGUUUAUUCGUGUAAUCUCUUUUUUAUGAUCUAUACUGGUAAUCUACUACCAUAUGGCUCGAUAUUCCGGAUAUAGGUCACCCGAAGGCACGUGUUUCCCCAUUAGACGAACAAUUAGAAUCAUUAUUCGUGAAUGGAGCUCGUUUUAAUACGUUCUGACAAGAAUGAAAAACUCGCGUCAGUAACGAUGGCGAUUUGCAUUGUUUGAAAACUGUGUUGUUUGUCAAUGACGCAUAAAAGAAUAUCAAUCGCUCGAGGAGCUCGAGCGGAAUACUUAACACCAGAAUCAUCACGAAUAGAGAAAUAAUUAGCAGGAAAAUUAAGCCUAUUAUUAAUAAAUAAUUCGGUUUUUCCAACGGCUACGCAGUUAAAGAAUAACGAAAACUCUCUUCGAGUUUAUCGCCUUUUAUUUCUUUUUUCAUUUUUUCCGGGAAUAUUAAUAAAUUUCCGUAAUCUUCGGUGAAAUAGAAAAACACAAAUUACCCUCGAUAAUCGAUAAAACGAUUACUUCCUUAAAAUCUAUGCUCACCGGUACACGGUCAGCGGUAGCGUAAUAUUCUUUUCAUCGUAUUCAGUUGAAAGCAGUAAAGAGGCUUUGCCUUUCACAACGAUUUAUUCGAGCUUCUUGGGAUUUGCGUAAAACGGCUUGAGUCAAGAAUAUUUAAUAAACGACGAUUUCCACGUAUGUUCGACACCGAUUCUCAAGUGUAAUGCAUAUAUUCGAUUCGUGUUCUCGUUACCGAGUUCUCAUUGUUAAAGAAAACGAAGCGACUCGUCGUCACUGAGUCACCGUGUCAUGCGAAACGAACGUCCUCACAAAGAAAUAAAAGGAAGGCGACUAAAUUCGUUCUUUUAUUCCCGUCUGAACCGAGCAGCAAUUGCUACGGUUAUCUAGUAUGUUACGAGCUUUACAUCGAUCGAUACACAAGAACCAUGAUAAUAUGUGCAAAGUCACGAAUCAUCCGUAAUGAUUUUCGUCGAAUCAACAGAUAGCGCGACACAUGUUUACGCUUUCAAUAGCUGUUCUUCACGUGACUCUUUCAUGCAAAUAUCCUUAACAAUUCGAUCGAAUGUAUGUCAAUUAAAUAUUUUCAUCAUCUUGAAUUCGAACUCGAUUAAAUACACCACGAUUAAUCUUAUUGAUCAAUCGAUUUAGAUAAAUGGAUAAGGAAUUACCAAAAAAAAAAAAAAAAAAAAGAAAAAAAUUCUUCUUGAUCGAUAAACGGGAAUUCUAGAGUUCUAAUUUCGAUGGGAAAGAUUGUGUUAAAUUUUGCGACGAGGCAGUAACGCGUUUAUCGUCCAAACGCUCCAUGGUAACGAAUUCCACGUGAUUCUUGCGGCUUUCGUGGCUAAGCUCACACUCGGGCUCUGGUUACGUUCGUCCUCGCGUAGAUCAAAUUUUGGCACGAUGCUGAAGUUUCAAACCGCGACCAAAGAGGAGCUGAAACUGGCCGCAGCCGUUCAACGAAGGCGGCAGAUCGAGGCAGAGAGAAAGGAACGGAUUUUCAAUGCACGAUUCAGGAAAAUCGGGAUAGACAAGGAAUUCUUGGACAAACAGGUCGAGGAAAAGAAGCAGCAACGUGAACUGGAAGAAGCCCGAGAAUCCGAACUCGACGAGAUUUUGCUUCAAAGUUGUAAGAUCGGUUUGCUAUUGGAGAAACAACAAGAAGAGGAAAGGCGAAAGAUCCAUAAAGAGAUCGAGCAUUAUAGACAGCAAUAUCAACAACGCCAGGAAUGCGAGCUGCCGAAAAAAGGCGAACGCGAUCUAUCCUUCAGCGAGCUAUUAAAAAGUGAAGAGGAUGAUUUUAAGGAAAAGUCGAAGGCAAAGAAGGAAGAGAUGAGGUGGUGGUUCGAAAAACAAAUGCAAGAACAUCAGUCCGCCGAGAGCGAACGAAAGGAACUCGAGAAAGCCCAAGAAGCAGCCAUCCUUUCCAGAGACAAGCGUGCCAUGAAGAUAGCUCAGAUGGAAGAAGAUUGUCGUCGAAAGUUGAACGAAGCCACCGCACGAUUUAAUCAAGCCAUGGCAGAGGAACAGGAAUACCGUCGCCGUUGCGAAGCCCUUCAAGAGGAGGAGGACAAGAAGGCGGAUAUCUACAAUCACGUGACUGGGGACUUCCUUACGGAAGCCAAAGAGCAGGCGGAGAGCAUUCAUGGACCGCACAAACCGUUGGCCUCACGUUACAAGGGCAUGACUGCGGACGAGCUUAAGGUUUUCAGGGAGGCUCAAGCACGCCAACUGAAAGAAAUCAAGGAAAUGAAAAUAGAGGAGAAACGAAGGGACGAAGAGUGGGAUCGAUUGAUGGCUACCCAAACCGAGAUCGCAGAUUCGUAUCAACGUGAAAUUGAUCGGAAGAAAGCGGAAAUUAAAAAGAAAAUAGCAAAGGAGAAUUUGGAAUUAGCGGAGCAACAAAAAUCUCAUCAGGAAUAUCUCAAUUAUGUGCUUUAUAAAAAUAAAGCAACCGCAGCCUUUUAUGAACAAUUUAAUAAAGACGCUCGUUAAAAACAAACCUUUUUUGCGAUAAUACGAAUAAAUUAUUUUUUCAAUAUGAAUAUAUUUUUCUAUUUUUGUUAUUUUUAAUUUUUUCCCAGUAGUUAUAUAUAUAUUUUUUUAUAAAUAUUGAUUGUUUGAAGCAUUUAU